Messenger RNA from Fomitiporia mediterranea MF3/22, 1959 nucleotides. RefSeq lists its product as uncharacterized. The record is from RefSeq and is a predicted model, not a curated record. Lineage: Eukaryota; Fungi; Basidiomycota; Agaricomycetes; Hymenochaetales; Hymenochaetaceae. Gene Ontology annotation, biological process: RNA polymerase II preinitiation complex assembly; transcription initiation at RNA polymerase II promoter. The coding region runs from base 218 to 1315 and encodes 365 amino acids. The transcript is spliced from 7 exons. Gene Ontology annotation, molecular function: RNA polymerase II general transcription initiation factor activity. Gene Ontology annotation, cellular component: transcription factor TFIID complex.
AGAGUCGAUAAUAGUGGCGAAUCAGCCUUCAGAAGCUGUUGAUCCGCAAACGUUCUAUGACCGCCCACCUCGUACCAUCGCUGAGUCCGUCAUGCGGUCCUCACGUCGACGGAGUACGCCUCCUGUGGGGACGGGUCUCACUACGCGAUCCGCGAAUGCAAAGCCGAAAGGAAAAACAAAACUGAAGUUGAAGUUGAGUGAGAAAGCGACUGCCGCAAUGGCCUCCGGGUCGUCUUUCCUCGGUCCAUAUGACCGAGAGCUCGACUCUGACGACGAAGACCUGUCAUUUGAGGAGCAAUUUAUUCUUCGAUUUCCUCCAGGCGAGGAUUUAGAAAAACUUAGGAAAAUGGUUUCUGCACGCGAGACAAGUAACGAUGUAUGGAUCAAGUUCAAAGAUUCGCGCAGAGCGGUCUUUCACAUCGGGAAUAAUCUUUACACCGCAAAGCUAGUCGACCUUCCCUGUAUUAUAGAAUCUCAAAAAACACUUGACAACAAACAAAUGUUCAAAGUCUCGGACAUUUGUCAGAUGCUCGUCGUGGAUGAUAAGAUUGACUCUGAAGAUGCUGUGGCUAAUCAAAAAGGCUUCAACUUGGACGACUUCAUCUGGCCGCAUGGUAUUACACCGCCGCUGCAUCAUGUUCGGAAACGACGAUUUCGAAAGCGGAUCAAUAGGCGUACCAUUGAAACGGUGGAACAAGAGGUUGAGCGUCUGUUGGAGGAAGACGCCAAAGCGAAUCAGAUUGAAUAUGUUGUGCUGGAAAAUGUUAAUCCAGACCUUUCCGACUCCGAGUUCAUGGAACAAGACGAAUCUCGCGAAUCUGCCAUGCGAGGCUCAGAUGCCAUCGAUAUGCCUACGCCAGGUCCAGGGGCUGAGGAUUCCGGUAUGGAAGACGAUGAAGGUGAAAUUGACGAGGAACUUGCUGCUGAACUUGACCUUGCACUCGGUGACGAGGGCGAUGACGGGGAUGAAGGGGAUGAGGGAGAUGAAGAUGAAGAGGAUGUCAGCGAUGAGGAAGAUGAGGACGAGGACGAGGAUGAUGAGACGGUACAAGCUCGACGGUUGUUGAAUGAGGAGAUACGUGAUCUUGAAGCUGCUGUCGCCAAGAAGAACGCCGAAAUUGCCAGCUCUGCUAACCCAAUAAUUAAGCGACGGUUUGAAGAUGCACUUAGAAAGCUUCAGGCUGAUCUCGACUCCAAACUUUUGCAGCGGGAUGAGCUAUACGAGCAGCAAAGAAUGCGCAAGGAAGGAUUUGUCCCUCCUCGUGGAGAAUCAGAACCGAAUGAAGAUGACGACGGUGGUAUGGACGUGGACUAGGAUGACGAUGUAUAAUUCUUGCGGUCCUUUAUCAUGAUCGUUAUGGUGAGCAUUGUAUUUAACCUAUUUUUAUUCUCUGUAUCAAUAGGUGGCUCUUCAACAUUCAUUGUAACUUCAAAAGUUGUGGUUGUGGCUGCGUUCAAAGGACAAAGACUAGAGAGCAAACUUGGAUGUCAAGUUUGUUGUGGGUAUCCCUUUCAGCGUAUCAUUGACAAUGGCUCGUUUGGUCCGAGGGGUCGUACCGAAAACUGCAUAUAAACGUCCCGAAUUUCCAUUCCAUGGUCACUUACACACAAAUCACAAAAGCGAGACAGAAUACAAAACACCCUUCAUCUGCUUCUACUUCUACCCACUGGGCCAGAAUCCCCUCCUCUCGAAACGUCGUCCAUCAGCAAGAUGUCUCCAUCUGACUGGCUUGCAGAGCGUACCGGAUUACGGGUCCCUGAUGCAGACCUCGCAAUCUUCCUAUCCCUACGUUUGGGUCUACUCAAAGAGAAAGUUAGGGCGGGGACGUUGAGUCCGGAGGCCUACGGACGUAUCCACGAAUUCAUCCGCGAUCAUAACAUACAAGUGCGUGCGUAUAUGACGGGCGGAAUUAGCGCCGAGGAACUCGAAGAAAUUGAUCGGAAUUAAGACCAGCUGCG